AUGUCAUAUGCAAAUCAGUCUCUGACCAAUGUCACUGCUGAACAGCAGUAUCAGGGGUUACUGGAAAGAUUGUUAUUCUCCACUCUGACUACAGUGCCGUGCUGUGUGUUUCUCUACAUUAAUGGGACCAUGUUAUUCACCUUGAGGAGUAAAACUGUUUUUCGUGAGACUUCUCGUUACAUUCUUCUGUUUAACCUCCUUUUUGCAGACACUGUACUGAUGGCACUGAGCCAAUUACUAUACAUACUGGCUGUUUCUAUACUAAGGCUGACAUAUCCUUUAUGUGGUGUUCUCACCAUGCUCGCUGAUCUCACAAAUGAAAUCUCUCCCCUCACACUGGUGGUGAUGUCUCUGGAGAGAUAUGUAGCUGUGUGCUACCCACUGAGGCACUCUAUCAUCAUCACCAUCAGAAACACAGAAGUGGCUAUCAUUGUGGUUUGGGUCUUCUGUUUACUAAAUACACUCAUACGAGUUAUUUUACUGUUAGAUUUUCCAUUUAAAGAUCUAGAGAGCCUGGAGAUGAAAGAGUUUUGCUCUCACAUAUCCAUGUUUCUUGGCCGGAUGUCUGAUAAUUAUGAUAAAGUGUACACUUGUGUUCUGUUUGUAUCAGCGGGUGUGGCAGUCAUAUCAUCCUAUAUUGGUGUGAUGAUAGCAGCCAGGUCAGCCUCUACAGACAAAGCUUCAGCACAAAAAGCUCGUAACACACUGCUGCUGCAUCUGGGGCAGCUAGCCCUCAGUCUCUCUUCAACCAUUUACAGCCCCAUCCUCAUAGCUCUUUCUAGAAUUGUAACAAGGAUAGUAUUUGUGCGUGCCUAUAAUGUUUUAAAUGUUUGUAUUAUCCUAUUGCCCAGAUGUCUGAGUUCUCUCAUUUAUGGCAUAAGAGAUCAGACAAUCAGACCUGUCCUCAUGAACCAUUUAUGUUGUCGACUGAAACUCUCAGUCAUCUCAGCCAAGGCUAAGGUCUCACCCUAG
Messenger RNA from Perca flavescens (yellow perch), 972 nucleotides. RefSeq names its product odorant receptor 131-2-like. Gene Ontology annotation, biological process: G protein-coupled receptor signaling pathway; detection of chemical stimulus involved in sensory perception of smell. The record is from RefSeq and is a predicted model, not a curated record. The coding region runs from base 1 to 972 and encodes 323 amino acids. Lineage: Eukaryota; Metazoa; Chordata; Actinopteri; Perciformes; Percidae. Gene Ontology annotation, cellular component: membrane. Gene Ontology annotation, molecular function: odorant binding; G protein-coupled receptor activity; olfactory receptor activity. The transcript has a single exon.